AUGUCCUUGCGUACUUACAAUCUGAAAACGUUCUUGGAAUAUCCACAAUUCGCUUUCAAGCUAGUUUGCUUCGAAUCAUUUAUUUGGUGUGACAACGAGCACCGCCAUGAGUCCGCUCUUUGGUAUCGCAUAAAGCAACUGAUCUUCAUAUUUAGCACAAUAAUUUUGAUUGUGCACGUUUCCGCACUUGUUGCUGGCGUGUUUGUGCCACGUGCAACACCGGAGGCUGAAUUGUAUUCGAGCAGCGAUUCGAAAGUGUUCGAGGCACUUGCUACAAUUUCCUACUAUAGUUGUGGCAUUUACAAGGUGUGGAACCUCCUUUAUCGUCGCCAUGAUAUUGCUAGAUUACUGAAAGAACUCAAGGACAUAUUUCCGAGUGUAGCCAAACAAAGGAGACUUGCAGAAUUGAAUGAGUCUAAAAAGGAUCAGCUGGGUUCCGGUAGCAUCUAUCGCCUUGGUUAUUAUGAAGAAAAGUCACGCGCUAAUAUGCGACGUCUGACGCAUUUCUUUAAGUUCGCUUACUGCGCCUACAACGCCAUACCGAUUCUGCAGUUGUGCUUUGCAAUCAUGACACAUCAGGAGAAGAUUACGUACAAAGCUCAAGCGAAUGCCUGGUAUCCAUGGCACAACCACAAUAAUCAUUCCUCGUUCAUCGGUUUCAUGGUCUCUUUUCUGACCCAGGCGUCAGCGGAAUAUGUCAGCGUUGCUUUCAUUAUAAGUGGUGAAUUUCUCUUUUGUUUCUUCACCACGCAAAUGCUUAUGCACUUCAAUUACCUGUCCAGUGCCUUUAAUUCGUUGGACGCCAGUGCGCCGGAUGCGCUUCUACAAUUGAAAGCCCUCAUCAGCUAUCACAAUCACUUGCUGCGGCUCUCUGCGCUCAUUAACUCCAUAUUCAAUUUGACCUUCACCCUUGACCUUAUAAUAACCACAUUUGCGAUUUCUUUAAUGGGUUUGACUAUGGUGUUGGUCAACUUUACUAGUGCACUGAUGUUUUCUGCAGGCUUCUCCUUCUUCUUAAUUCUCGGUUAUAUAUUUUGUAACAAUGGCGAUGAACUAUUAAGAGAGACCAGGAAGAUAAGUCCAGCAAUUUUCUAUAGCAAUUGGUAUGAGGGUUCCUACGAAUAUCGUCGACUGAUUAUCUUCUUCAUAAUGCGCACCAAAACACCUUGCGAAUACCAAGCCUACGGUUAUGCGCCACUUUCAAUGGAAACUUAUAUGAAGAUUUUGAAGCUAUCUUAUCAGCUCUUCACAUCUUUUCGAGCCAUUGAGUAGUGGAAUAUUGGAAAGAAAUUAUUUGCUUUGAAAGGAGAGGUACAAUUUAUAUAUUAGAUAUACUCACAUCGUG
Messenger RNA from Bactrocera oleae (olive fruit fly), 1345 nucleotides. RefSeq names its product putative odorant receptor 69a. The record is from RefSeq and is a predicted model, not a curated record. Gene Ontology annotation, biological process: sensory perception of smell; detection of chemical stimulus involved in sensory perception of smell. Gene Ontology annotation, cellular component: plasma membrane. Lineage: Eukaryota; Metazoa; Arthropoda; Insecta; Diptera; Tephritidae. Gene Ontology annotation, molecular function: olfactory receptor activity; odorant binding.